CGAGCCCGAGGGCGAACGGGUGGGAAGUUGCGGGAAGGUCUGGGGACUGAGCCCGCGGGCGUGGGCAGUGGUGGGCGAAUCCAGCCGCGUCCCCGGUCCCCAGAGCUGGGCUUCGGAGCCCCUAAGUUUGAGCGGCCCGGCGGGCGGCGGGGCAAGAGGGGCGGACGCUGGCCGUCUGAGCCGGCGCGGCCCGGCCCUUCCGGGGCUGCGCGGCUCCCCCGCCUCAGAGCCGGCAAAAAUGUGCCUAGUCACGGGGCCACUCUCGGGGGAACUGAGGUCGCCUUCGGGCUGGGACCCAGAGCCCCUUCGCCGCGCCCCAAGACCUCCGUGUGUGCGGGCUGCGGCGCGCUCACCCCGCUGGGCCGUCUGUGGGCGCUGCUUUGCGAAGUCAUCCAUCUGUCGGAUCACUCUCUGGCAGCCUUGAGCUUUCUUGAAAGCUCAACCCCGGGACGAGGGAGGAGCGCCUGAAGUGCCCAGCGGGCCCAGAAGCCCCGACGUGUGGCGGCUGAGCCGGGCCCCGCGCACUUUCUCGGCCGGGGAGGGGUUCGGGCCCGGGCACCCGGAGUUGGCCUCUCGCAACGCCGCGGGAAAGUGCGGGCGAGGGCAGCGGACUCUGAGGCCGGAGUCGGCGGCACCCGGGGCGUCUAGUUCGGACGCGGUGCCCCCUGGUGGCGCGCACCGCGCGCGUGGCUUUGGCCUCUGUGACAGCGGUCUGUUGGCCGUCACAGCAGCCCUCGGUUGGCCCUUUCCUGCUUUAUAGCGUGCAAACCUCGCCGCGCCAGGGCCAAGGGACAAGUUGGAGCUGUUGAUCUGUUGCGCAAUUGUUAUUUUCCCCAGAGCGGCUUUGUCUUUGGAUUUAGCGUUUCAGAAUUGCAAUUCCAAAAUGUGUAAGACAGGAGAUUCUCUUCUGUGCUGUCAAGGGACAUGGAUUUGAUUGAUAUACUUUGGAGGCAAGAUAUCGAUCUUGGAGUAAGUCGAGAAGUAUUUGACUUCAGUCAGCGACGGAAAGAGUAUGAGCUGGAAAAACAGAAAAAACUUGAAAAGGAAAGACAAGAACAACUCCAAAAGGAGCAAGAGAAAGCCUUUUUCGCUCAGUUACAACUAGAUGAAGAGACAGGUGAAUUUCUCCCAAUUCAGCCAGCCCAGCACAUCCAGUCAGAAACCAGUGGAUCUGCCAACUACUCCCAGGUUGCCCACAUUCCCAAAUCAGAUGCUUUGUACUUUGAUGACUGCAUGCAGCUUUUGGCGCAGACAUUCCCGUUUGUAGAUGACAAUGAGGUUUCUUCGGCUACGUUUCAGUCACUUGUUCCUGAUAUUCCCGGCCACAUCGAGAGCCCAGUCUUCAUUGCUACUAAUCAGGCUCAGUCGCCUGAAACUUCUGUUGCUCAGGUAGCCCCUGUUGAUUUAGACGGUAUGCAACAGGACAUUGAGCAAGUUUGGGAGGAGCUAUUAUCCAUUCCUGAGUUACAGUGUCUUAAUAUUGAAAAUGACAAGCUGGUUGAGACUACCAUGGUUCCAAGUCCAGAAGCCAAACUGACAGAAGUUGACAAUUAUCAUUUUUACUCAUCUAUAUCCUCAAUGGAAAAAGAAGUAGGUAACUGUAGUCCACAUUUUCUUAAUGCUUUUGAGGAUUCCUUCAGCAGCAUCCUCUCCACAGAAGACCCCAACCAGUUGACAGUGAACUCAUUAAAUUCAGAUGCCACAGUCAACACAGAUUUUGGUGAUGAAUUUUAUUCUGCUUUCAUAGCUGAGCCCAGUAUCAGCAACAGCAUGCCCUCACCUGCUACUUUAAGCCAUUCACUCUCUGAACUUCUAAAUGGGCCCAUUGAUGUUUCUGAUCUAUCACUUUGCAAAGCUUUUAACCAAAACCACCCUGAAAGCACAACAGAAUUCAAUGAUUCUGACUCUGGCAUUUCACUGAACACAAGUCCCAGUGUGGCAUCACCAGAACACUCAGUGGAAUCUUCCAGCUAUGGAGACACACUACUUGGCCUCAGUGAUUCUGAAGUGGAAGAGCUAGAUAGUGCCCCUGGAAGUGUCAAACAGAAUGGUCCUAAAACACAACCAGUACAUUCUUCUGGGGAUACGGUACAACCCUUGUCACCAUCUCAGGGGCAGAGCACUCCCGUGCAUGAUGCCCAAUGUGAGAACACACCAGAGAAAGAAUUGCCUGUAAGUCCUGGUCAUGGAAAAACCCCAUUCACAAAAGACAAACAUUCAAGCCGCUUGGAGGCUCAUCUCACAAGAGAUGAACUUAGGGCAAAAGCUCUCCAUAUCCCAUUCCCCGUAGAAAAAAUCAUUAACCUCCCUGUUGUUGACUUCAACGAAAUGAUGUCCAAAGAGCAGUUCAAUGAAGCUCAACUUGCAUUAAUUCGAGAUAUACGUAGGAGGGGUAAGAAUAAAGUGGCUGCUCAGAAUUGUAGAAAAAGAAAACUGGAAAAUAUAGUAGAACUAGAGCAAGAUUUAGAUCAUUUGAAAGAUGAAAAAGAAAAAUUGCUCAAAGAAAAAGGAGAAAAUGACAAAAGCCUUCACCUACUGAAAAAACAACUCAGCACCUUAUAUCUCGAAGUUUUCAGCAUGCUACGUGAUGAAGAUGGAAAACCUUAUUCUCCUAGUGAAUACUCCCUGCAGCAAACAAGAGAUGGCAAUGUUUUCCUUGUUCCCAAAAGUAAGAAGCCAGAUGUUAAGAAAAACUAGAUUUAGGAGGAUUUGACCUUUUCUGAGCUAGUUUUUUUGUACUAUUAUACUAAAAGCUCCUACUGUGAUGUGAAAUGCUCAUACUUUAUAAGUAAUUCUAUGCAAAAUUAUAGCCAAAACUAGUAUAGAAAAUAAUAUGAAACUUUAAAAAGCAUUGGAGUGUCAGUACGUUGAAUCAGUAGUUUCACUUUAACUAUAAACAAUUUCGUAGGACACCAUUUGGGCUAGUUUCUGUGUAAGUGUAAAUACUACAAAAACUUAUUUAUACUGUUCUUAUGUCAUUUGUUAUAUUCAUAGAUUUAUAUGAUGAUAUGACAUCUGGCUAAAAGCAAAUUAUUGCAAAACUAACCACUAUGUACUUUUUUAUAAAUACUGUAUGGACAAAAAAAUGGCAUUUUUUAUAUUAAAUUGUUUAGCUCUGGCAAAAAACAAUUUUAAGAGCUGGUACUAAUAAAGGAUUAUUAUGACUGUUAAAUUA
Messenger RNA from Macaca mulatta (Rhesus monkey), 3175 nucleotides. It is a transcript of the gene NFE2L2, whose product is annotated as NFE2 like bZIP transcription factor 2. Gene Ontology annotation, biological process: regulation of transcription by RNA polymerase II; cellular response to oxidative stress. Gene Ontology annotation, molecular function: RNA polymerase II cis-regulatory region sequence-specific DNA binding; DNA-binding transcription factor activity, RNA polymerase II-specific. The record is from RefSeq and is a predicted model, not a curated record. Gene Ontology annotation, cellular component: nucleus. Lineage: Eukaryota; Metazoa; Chordata; Mammalia; Primates; Cercopithecidae.